Molecule: messenger RNA, 662 nt
Organism: Ipomoea nil (Japanese morning glory)
Lineage: Eukaryota; Viridiplantae; Streptophyta; Magnoliopsida; Solanales; Convolvulaceae
Product: thionin-like protein 2
Exons: 2
Coding region: 52-417 (121 amino acids)
Source: RefSeq, a predicted model, not a curated record
UUCCUUGGUUCCCUUAGGAGUGCAGUGCAGUAUUAGAGAGAGAGAGAGAGAAUGGAUGUGAGGAAAGUGAUGGUGGUGGUAUUAGUGGGAAUGGGGAUGCUAACAGGGCAGACAAAUGCGUCUUUCAAGGACUGCUAUGCAAAAUGCUUUAUUUUCUGCAUGAUUGAGCCUUCUCAAACUCUAUGCUCUUGCACUACCAACUGCCUCAAACAAUGCAUCUUCAACUCUGAUGCUAAACAAGUUGAAGAAUCUGAUGAUCAUCAGCAGCUCAGAAACCACAACUUCUGCAAGCUUGGCUGUGCCCUUUCCAUGUGCUCCUCCCUCAGCUCUAAGCAUCAACCCAAUAAAGAGAAAAUGGAUGGUUGUGUUGGAUCCUGCUCAAACAGCUGCACCAACAACUACAAUUCAUCACCAUAGCCCAUAGCCCAUAGCCCAUAGGAGGAGCUGAGGCAGAAGCUAAGUGGUCUUCAAUAACUCAUAUUUGUUCUGAUUAAGCCAGCUGCCCAGGAAGCAUUUUCAAUCAUUCUUAAUUACUGUUUUUUUAUUAAGGAAGGAGGUUGAUGUAAUUAUGUAACAUACAUGCACCCUACCUCACUUCAUCUAAUCAAUCUUUCUUUAUUCUGCAAUGUAAUGUAAUGAAGAGCAUUUCAGCUUUUCCACUU